This is a messenger RNA of Dufourea novaeangliae, 3201 nucleotides long. Its product is annotated as laminin subunit alpha-1-like. Bases 1 to 3201 code for a protein of 1066 amino acids. The record is from RefSeq and is a predicted model, not a curated record. The transcript is spliced from 15 exons. Lineage: Eukaryota; Metazoa; Arthropoda; Insecta; Hymenoptera; Halictidae.
AUGUCAGAGGAAGUGCUUGUACCGAGUGCAGUCACUUCAGCGAUUUAUAAUUUGUUAAACGAGUCGAAGGAGAAAGAAAGCCAGCAACGAAUGAUACUCGUUGCACAGAAACAAAAGAUGCAAAAGGUGGUCGUCCAGUUCGUUUUUGCUGCUGAAUCACGGAUCGAGGAUGUAAACUUAAGAAGUCCAUCUGGGCUGUACGGCGUAAGCAAAAGUUUAAAAAACAGUGGCCUCUUUCCAUCGACGUUCAACGUCGCCGCAAAGGCAGACGUUUCUGUGAACGCAACCUGCGGCGAAGAAGGGCCGGAGACAUUUUGCAAACCCUCGGAGUCAUCAAGGUGUGCGGUUUGCGAUGCAAGGAGCCCGGAUCCAGGCAAGAGGCAUAACAUUAGUAACAUCUUGGACUCGAAUCCUGCGAAAUGGUGGCAAAGCCCAACCUUGGCCAAUGGAGAUCGUUACGAAUACAUAACCAUCGUCUUGGAUCUUAAGCAGGUGUAUCAAGUGGAAUACGUGAUAGUAAAGGCAGCCAAUUCACCGCGACCAGCUGCUUGGAUUUUGGAGAAGUCUCUGGACGGUGAAAAUUUCCAGCCGUGGCAGUAUUACGCUCCCAGCGAUGAAGAAUGUUGGACGCGAUAUUCCGCGCCGCCCGUUUCCGGAAAGCCCGUUUACAUCGGCGACGACGAAGUCAUUUGCACUAGCCUAUAUUCCAGACAGACACCUAUGGAAAACGGAGAGAUCCAUACACAUCUGGUGAACGGCAGACCCGGUGCCCUGAAUCACAGCACGACCCUUCAGGAAUUCACUAAGGCUAAAUACGUGCGGUUACGGCUUCAGGGUCUCCGACGUAGCGGCGAGGCGAUCGUGGACAAGAGACGCGCCUUUUAUUCGAUAAAGGAAAUUAAUAUCGGCGGACGGUGUUUGUGUUCUGGACACGCGGCACGGUGUCGUUACAGCGUUCAACAUGGGCAUCAAGAAUGUGAAUGCGAGCGCCACACGUGCGGCGAAAGAUGCGAAAAAUGCUGUCCCAUGUACAAUCAGAUUCCGUGGAAACCUGGCACAGCUGCGAAGGGCUUUCACUGUGAGAAAUGCAACUGCAAUGGACAUGCAACCUCGUGCAGAUAUGAUCAGGAAGUGGCCGACAGGAGAAUGUCCAUGGACAUUCGUGGGAAAUUUCGUGGUGGAAGGAAACGUGAGCACACGGCUGGUAUUAAUUGCGAAAUGUGUCAGGAUGGAUAUUACAGGCCGAACGGUGUCGCCCCUGAUGCACCUGAACCUUGCUUACCGUGCAACUGCAACGUACACGGUAGCACGGGUUACUGCACUCCGGAUGACUCUUACACGCACAUGGGAAAGGUAGCAGGUGCUUGCAAUUGCAAACCCGGCUACUCCGGCUACAAGUGCGACCAAUGCGCCGCUGGAUAUCGUCAGUUCCCUGACUGCAUGCCCUGCCCGUGCGAUUCCCGUGGGAUCCUUCCGUCCCACGAUUGCGAAGGGGACUGUCUCUGCAAGGCAAACGUCGAAGGCGAAUUCUGCGACGAAUGCAAAUCAGGACAUUUCGCGUUAACGAAGGAGAAUCUCGAUGGCUGUCUAUCGUGCUACUGUUUCGGCGUCAGCGAUCGUUGCAGCACGGCGAAACUGUCUUAUUCCACGAUAUCCUCACUGGAAAAUUGGCUUGUCACCGACAUGAACGCUUCACGUGCUGUUGUUCCCAUUGUGGACACGGACAAUAGUUGGCUGACGGUGGCAGCGUUCGAAGUCGAGUACGAUACUCCAUUUUGGUUGGCUCCGCCGAUUUAUUGUGGCAGUCGUCUCUCAUCGUACGGCAGUAACAUCACUUAUUCUGUCACCUGGGUCGUUAUGCGCGGCGAUACCAGCGGAAAACCGACCACUGGGCCCAAUGUUAUUUUAGUUGGUAAUAAUGGCAUGCGAAUAGCUUACGGCGAGGAACAAUAUAAUGGCCAGGAAGCGGAGAUCAUCGUUCCUCUUCGUGAAAACGGCUGGUAUCACGUACGCAGCGAGAUCCAAGAUAUUCCUACCAGAUUAAGGAGAACCGAAUUUCGCGGGGAUCCUGUUACCAGGAUACAAAUGAUGCGGGUUCUCGCGGAUUUGAAGUAUCUUAUGAUAAGGGCGAAAUAUCAUUCCGAGCAAAUCGAAGGAAGUCUGCAAUCAGCGGUCGUGUCGGUCGGAGAGGUCACUGCUAAUACUGACAGUGCCAGUUUAGUUGAAAUGUGCGAGUGCCCCGAAGGAUACACGGGAUUCUCGUGCGAGAACUGUGCGUGGGGCUAUGUAAAAGUGAUAAAAAAUGGAUCCGAUCAUCGGGAACAUCACACGUGCGUUAAAUGUGACUGCAACGGACACGCGAGUACCUGCGAUCUCGUGUUGGGAGGAUGCACGACUUGCGAGCACAACACAGUGGGUCCAAAAUGUGAUCGUUGCGCGCCUGGUUUUUACGGUAUCGCCCUUUACGGUACGCCUGACGAUUGCAAGAGAUGCGCCUGUCCUCUCCUCGUCGAGUCCAAUAAUUUCAGUCCAAACUGUCAGCUCGACGAUCCUAACGACAUCAACAGCGGUUACGUCUGUACACAGUGCCCGAAGGGGUACACAGGUGACCACUGCGAAAGUUGCGACAUUGGAUUUUUUGGAAAUCCUUUAAUUCCCGGCGGUACCUGCGAACCGUGCCUCUGCGGCGGUGGUCCAUGCGAUCAAGAAACAGGCCGCUGCUUGGAGUGCCGGGGCAACACGGAAGGUUGGAAGUGCGACAAGUGCAAGCAGGCUCAUUACGGAGAUCCGUUGGAACAGAACUGCUUGCCUUGCGAUUGCGACCCUCUCGGUAGCAAUACCGUCGAAUGUAACGAGAGGAGCGGUCAGUGUCCGUGCAGGCCUUUGUUCGAGGGUCGUGACUGCUCCUCCUGCAUCGAAGGUUACGGGAACGUGACUGCAGGUUGUCGGGAAUGCGAGUGCGACGUGGGUGCCCUCGACGAGGUCUGCGAUCCCGUAACCGGUGAAUGCAGGUGCGCGGACGGCGUCCUUGGCUUCCGGUGCGAUCGCUGCGACGUCGACCAUUACGGCUUGUCCGUGGGAGGCUGCAAAGGUAAGUACCUUACGGGAAAGAAUGAGAAUAGUAAAAAGUCUCGCGUGGCUCGAGCAUGGAGUCAUCGAGAAUGGGCGCUGAUGCCGAUUCGUGGAUGGAAUCGCUUCUGA